Messenger RNA from Fonsecaea erecta, 1134 nucleotides. RefSeq lists its product as hypothetical. The record is from RefSeq and is a predicted model, not a curated record. The transcript has 3 exons. Lineage: Eukaryota; Fungi; Ascomycota; Eurotiomycetes; Chaetothyriales; Herpotrichiellaceae. Bases 1 to 1134 code for a protein of 377 amino acids.
AUGACACUGUGGAGCAGCGUCAAGCCAUUCUGGCCUCUCUUCUUCACAUUCGUCCUCCCUCGCGCGAUCAACUACUACCGCGCCCUGAAGACCGCCUACCGCACCGGGUCGCCGCCGCGCCCCCUCCCGAAGCGGACCAGCCGCGGGCUGAACGUGCUGUUCGCGUCGAUAUGUGUCUUCCUCUACGCCUCGUGGCCCUUGAAGGGUGACCUCGCGGACCACAACGUGUUCGUGGUCACCCAGUCGCGGCUGACAGUGCCGACCGACGUGCUCUUCGAGAGGCUGGCGCUGUUGCGCGAGAAUCGAGUCCUCACCGCCACCGACGAGGCGUUGCGGGCGAAAUUGACUUCUCCGGCCCUCCGUCAACUCUACCUGCGAUUCGGGCCUUCCACGCUGCGAGACUGCCCCUUCUGCCACCCGGACGACCCGCUGUCGUACGUGCUGUACCACCUGCCGACCAACGUCGUGCUGCCACACCUCUUCCACAUCUGCUGCCUGGGCUUAGCGACCUCGGAGACCGUGGCGGGCUACGAGGCAUCGACGUGGCGGCGCACGGCGAUUCUGACGGGCCUGGUCGUCGCGGCCACCGACCUGUUCCUGACGGCGACGUACACACCGCCCGUGGCAACCAGCACGACCGCGCCGGGGGGGACGUUCUGGCUCGCGAGCACGCUGCGGUACCUGAGUCUGUGCACGUUCGACGGGGUCGUGGCGCUGUGCAUCUACGCCGCCGCCACGGGACGGUUCUCCUUCCUCUUCCCGGGAGCCGCCGGCGUUGGCCCCGAAUUGGACGGUGAACUCGCCCGGCGCCGGACCGACGAGCAGCUCGCCCAGGCCAACCGAGCGCUGCAGACGACCGCGAUGAACCUGCGCGGGUACACGAUCGCGCGCAACGCCGUGGUGCGCAACCCGGCCCUCAAGGACCGCGACGACGCCUACUGGCGCUCCGUGGUCGCCGUGGACCCGGCCAUCACCGACGACAUCAUGUCCGAGGACGAGGACGUGCAGGCUGCCGUGGCGCGGGCGUAUGGCACCGGCGCCAUCAACAUCGCCACUGUGAGGAGGGAGGCUGAGGAGUUUGUCGGGCGUGCGACGCGAGCUUUGGAUGCUCCCACUCCGACCCGGAGCAGAUAG